AUGGGAGAGUGUAAGUUGCAUAGGCCAACUUGCCAAUUUCGCUCCACAGAACCUACAAGUUGUGAUGAGGUUGUAGGUGUGGUUGAAGUGACAGUGGAUGGACAUGGAAGGAUCAUGAAGCGCGUGAGAGGGACGCGGUGUGAGGCGUGUGGUUCGGGUGAGAAUAUGAGGCGCCCCCACUAA
Molecule: messenger RNA, 183 nt
Organism: Sphenostylis stenocarpa
Lineage: Eukaryota; Viridiplantae; Streptophyta; Magnoliopsida; Fabales; Fabaceae
Source: the annotation of a GenBank genome assembly